CAAGAUGGCUUCCGUUACCGUCCUCCCCGUGUGAGACAACCCCCCACCCUACCCCACCCCACCCCACCCCGAGACCGUGUCCUUUGUUUAGAAACCACACUUGGUUUUUCCGGCCGGUUUGCUGCCCCGCUGAGGUGGACAGGCGCUAGUGUAAUGGCGGGGGGUUUUCCUUGGGUGGCAAGCAGGAGCCUGUGGGGCCUGACGCCCUUGGCGAGCUUCAGAAGCUUCUCGCAGGGUGUCCCGCUGCUGACCCGCGUCAGGCUCACCCUUCCGCCCCCCAGAGUGGUGGAUCGCUGGGACGAGAAGAGGGCUCUGUUUGGAGUAUAUGACAAUAUCGGAAUCCUGGGGAAUUUCGAAAAGCACCCAAAAGAACUGAUCAAGGGCCCAGUGUGGCUUCGAGGCUGGAGAGGAAAUGAAUUACAGCGUUGUAUCCGAAAGAGGAGAAUGGUUGGAAGCAGAAUGUUUGCCGAUGACCUGCACAACCUUAACAAACGGAUCAACUAUCUCUACAAACACUUUAACCGGCAUGGGAAGUAUCGCUAGUACAGAGAACUAGGGAUUCCGGAAGAGACACACUUGUCACCCUGGAGAAGGGGAACAGGACUUAUCCUUUCGAGGAAAGAGCUCAGUGUGCUCUCUGUAAUAAAAUGGGCCUCUUUGGAAUGUGAUAUGCACACUGUAUGUUCCUCAUAAUGCUACUCCUACUCAUUCAUGUAGACUGAAGUCUGUCUUGUCCCUAAGUUGUAGGGUCUUCUAUUAAGACCUUACUUAUUUACAGCUCAAUUAUACUUUUGGUCUGUAAAAGUACAACAAUUAGAAUCAUUUAUUGUUGGCACUUUCUGACAUUGCCCCCCCCCCCUUUUUAUGUAAUCUUAGAGACAAAACCCAGGGGCUUUCUCGUUCUAGAGAAAUAUUCUGCCACUGGGCUACCAGGCCCCUUGGAAGUAUAAUGAUGCUGUUGUUUCUAAAGACUACCAUACCAAAAUGAAAUGGGAAAGUGAAAUUACACUUUUGUACUGCUCUCAUCAAAUUAGGUUAACUUCCCUGAGUGGAGAAGUGUGUUUCAGAGGAUAACCUUGAACUGCAUCCAGUUUUAUGGAGUAUUAGAGACCAUACCAGGGUUUCUUAUGUUCUAGGCAAGCACUCUACCAAGUGUACUCCUCCUUUAAAAAAAAAAAAAAAA
Messenger RNA from Cricetulus griseus (Chinese hamster), 1183 nucleotides. The record is from RefSeq and is a predicted model, not a curated record. NCBI's taxonomy places the organism in Eukaryota, Metazoa, Chordata, Mammalia, Rodentia, Cricetidae.